AAGGACCCUCGCUUACGUUAAGGCUCUAGUUUGCCCCAGCUGGCCAGCGCAGCGUCUUUUUGGGUGGAAAUAGUUUUAGGCGCAAUUUACAAAACAACCAGCUUUUGUGCAUUCCAUUCUCCUCUUGCGAACGAAUACACACAAGACGAAGAAGGCAAAAAGCCAAGGUGUACGCAGAGGCGCUGGAUACCCCCUCUUUUUUGCUGGAGUGGAAACGGGCGAAACGGAGAACCUUGGGUUGCAAAGGAGAGAAAACACACCUUGUUUUCUUGGACUUUUUGUGUACUUUUCUAUCUUGCCACUACACGACGGCAUUUUCUCUGGCAUCAUAUCAGGAUUCUGGGUCUAUUUCGCGCUUGCAGUUGGCAUAUCUCCUACCAAAACCAGGACGUUCCGGUUACCCCAAAGAAUACCCUGUUUCGUUAUCUCCUGACGAGCUUGCGUGCCCAUCAUGUCCGUAUCGAGAGGAAACUUGGUGAGAGAAUAUAAAAUCGUCGUGGUCGGUGGUGGUGGUGUUGGAAAGUCGGCUUUAACCAUUCAAUUCAUCCAAUCGCAAUUCGUUGACGAAUACGAUCCGACCAUCGAGGACUCGUACCGCAAGCAAUGCGUGGUAGAUGGAGAAACUGCGGUGCUAGACGUGCUAGACACAGCUGGACAAGAAGAAUACUCUGCCAUGCGGGAACAAUACAUGCGAUCAGGCGAAGGAUUUCUGUUAGUGUACAGCAUAACUUCCCGGUCCUCUUUUGAAGAAAUUCAAACCUUUCAUCAACAAAUUCUGCGCGUGAAAGACCGGGACUGGUUCCCAGUCACGUUGGUCGGAAAUAAGUGCGAUCUUGAGGGUGAACGAGUGGUGGGAACCGGCGAAGGGAGAGAAUUGGCAAAACUGUUUAGGUGCAAAUUUAUGGAGACGUCGGCGAGGAGUAAAAUUAAUGUCGAUGAAGCGUUUUUCUCGUUAGUAAGGGCAAUUCGAGAUGAGAAUAAGAAAACUCCUGGUGGAGGACAACAGACGGUCAAGAAGAAGAAGAAGCCGUGUAUGGUAAUGUGAAUGGGGCAAACAAAGACUCUUGAGGUUGUUUGGCGACGAGGUAGAGACGGCGAGUGUUGGAAGCGCGGAGCCAAUUUGCGGUGAUCAUGGAGGGUUUGGUCUUUUUCUGUCAGCAAAGUUACGUUGAACUUUUGCUGUCAUUGAUUUCGACGAGGGCACGACUGUCUUUUCAUCAUGAACAAACUACGCUGAAUUGGUAGUGAUGAAAAGAAGGAUCGAGGGACGAUGGGAGGCUUCUCUCUCUCUCUCUGAUUUUUGUGUACAUUUCGAUAUUUUGGGGGAGCGAGAGGUUUUUUUUCGCAAGGGACAAGUACCAUUUAAUAAUAGAGUUUCCCAACAUUUUACAAUC
Spizellomyces punctatus DAOM BR117 is the source of this 1394-nucleotide messenger RNA. RefSeq names its product Ras-like protein 1. The record is from RefSeq and is a predicted model, not a curated record. Gene Ontology annotation, molecular function: GTPase activity; GDP binding; GTP binding. The coding region runs from base 452 to 1045 and encodes 197 amino acids. Gene Ontology annotation, biological process: signal transduction. The transcript has 2 exons. Lineage: Eukaryota; Fungi; Chytridiomycota; Chytridiomycetes; Spizellomycetales; Spizellomycetaceae. Gene Ontology annotation, cellular component: plasma membrane.